Molecule: messenger RNA, 1655 nt
Organism: Vicia villosa (hairy vetch)
Lineage: Eukaryota; Viridiplantae; Streptophyta; Magnoliopsida; Fabales; Fabaceae
Product: lanC-like protein GCL2
Exons: 6
Coding region: 96-1343 (415 amino acids)
Biological process (GO): peptide modification; carbohydrate metabolic process
Cellular component (GO): plasma membrane
Source: RefSeq, a predicted model, not a curated record
AAUUGGUACACAAGUCAGACUCAGAAUCAAAAUGGUAACAUCGUCUUUCUUCUUCACUUAUCUCUCUUUGCCAUUUUCUUUCUACACCCGAAGCCAUGUCGGAUCGGUUCUUUCCGAAUCCCAUGCCCGAAUUCGUACUCGAAGCUACGCCGGCAACCGAACAAGAGCUACAAGAAGCCGUCACCGUCACACCCGGUGACUCACUCCAGAACCUCCUCGCCAUGCCCCAUUCUCCACUCUUCGAGCGUCUCAAACGAGCUGCCUUAGACCUCAAAGAAACCAUAGUGCUGGAAACGUGGGGCUUAUCUGGACAGCGUGUUGGUGAUUUCACUCUCUAUUGUGGCCUUCUUGGCACCGCUUUUCUCCUCUUUAAGUCUCACCAAGUCACUGGCAACACCAGCGAUCUUACUCUUUGCGCCCAGAUUAUCAAGUCUUGCGAUGCUGCUUCUGUUCGUUCUAGGGACGUCACCUUUAUUUGUGGGCGUGCUGGUGUUUGUGCCCUUGGGGCUGUGGCUGCAAAACAUACCGGUGAUGAUGAGUCCUUGAGGUACUACUUGGCUCAGUUCCAAAAGAUUAAGCUACCAAAGGAUCUUCCUGAUGAGUUGUUAUACGGGAGGGUUGGUUUUCUAUGGGCAUGUUUGUUUUUAAACAAGCAUCUUGGUCAGGGGACUAUUCCUUCCAGUUAUACUGCCACGGUUGUGGAUGAGAUUAUAAAAAAUGGAAGGGCUUUGGGUCGAAAAGGAAAAUGUCCUUUGAUGUUUGAGUGGUACGGAGAGAAGUAUUGGGGUGCUGCACAUGGAUUGGCUGGGAUUAUGCAUGUCCUUAUGGAUAUGGAGUUGAAGCCUGAUGAGCUUGAGGAUGUUAGAGAAACUCUUAAAUACAUGAUACUUAACCACUUUCCUAGUGGAAACUAUCCUGCUAGCGAAGAAGAUAAGAGGGAUGUUCUCGUGCAUUGGUGUCAUGGAGCUCCUGGAGUGGCUCUCACACUUGUCAAAGCAGCUAAGGUUUUUGGAGAUAAAGAAUUCUUGGAUGCAGCUAUGGAAGCCGGAGAGACGGUUUGGAGUCGUGGUUUGCUCAAGCGAGUUGGGAUUUGCCAUGGUAUCAGUGGGAAUGCCUAUGUCUUUCUGUCACUUUACCAACUUACUGGGAACAACAAGUAUUUAUACAGAGCCAAAGCUUUUGCAUGCUUUUUGCUUGAUAGAGCCCACACUCUAAUAUCUCGAGGAGAAAUGCAUAGAGGUGAUAGACCUUAUUCACUGUUUGAAGGAGUGGGAGGCACGUCUUAUCUCUUUUUGGACAUGGUUGAUCCUUCCCAGUCUAAAUUUCCUGCUUAUGAAUUAUGAGAAUCUGCACUUUUUAGAAAGGAUGACUGUUAUAAUAUAACCAAGGUAAAUUUGACUGUAGUGUAACAAAAAAUGGGGAGAGCCUAAAUAUACUUUAAUUCUAUAAGUUUGUGUAUGUGAGAAUUCAGGAUUGAGCUUCAAUUUCUUCCUUAAUAUUUGUGUGUUAAUUGAAGGAUAUGCUUGGUUAUACUUCAUCCUUUUCCCUAUGACAUCUUUAUGCAAGAUUUGUAUGCAAUGACUGAAAUUAUUGGCCUAUGCCUCAUCUUUGAGUGUUAAGAAAUUGAGUUUUGAAUGAAUUGUCUUUGAAUUUAA